Messenger RNA from Rhodotorula graminis WP1, 1200 nucleotides. RefSeq lists its product as uncharacterized. The record is from RefSeq and is a predicted model, not a curated record. The transcript has 6 exons. NCBI's taxonomy places the organism in Eukaryota, Fungi, Basidiomycota, Microbotryomycetes, Sporidiobolales, Sporidiobolaceae. Gene Ontology annotation, biological process: glycine biosynthetic process; L-threonine catabolic process. Gene Ontology annotation, molecular function: L-allo-threonine aldolase activity. The annotation marks the transcript as partial. Gene Ontology annotation, cellular component: cytosol.
GCCGUUCGUCGAGUUGACCUUGCCCUGCCCCUCUGCAGCGACACGAUCACGGUCCCGAGCCUCGAGAUGCUCCAGAUCAUGCAGGAGGGCACGCUCGGCGACAGCGUGUACGAGGACGAGGACACUCGCGAGCUGGAGGAGCGUGUUGCUCAGAUGGCGGGCAAGGAGGCGGGCCUGUUCUGCGUCUCGGGCACGCUGUCCAACCAGCUCGCGAUCCGCACGCACCUCACGCUCGCCACGCCCGCCAACGUCGUCACCGACUCGCGCGCGCACGUCCACGUCUCCGAGGCCGGCGGCAUCUCGUUCCACUCGCAGGCGCCCGUGCACAGCGUCUUUUGUGCGAGCGGGCACCACAUGACGACCGAGGAGGUGCUCGACCAGUGCGUCGUCGAGGAGGACGUGCACUGCUCGAUGACGAGGCUCGUCUGCGUCGAGAACACGCUCAGCGGCAUGAUCUUUCCGCAACCCGAGCUCGUCCGCCUUCGUCGCGCCCUCGACCUGCACUCGAUCCCGCUUCACUGCGACGGCGCGCGCCUGUGGGACGCCAUCGCCAAGACGGGCAUGUCGCUCGGCGAGGCGUGCGAGCCCUUCCACUCGGUCUCGUUGUGCAUGAGCAAGGGCCUCGGAGCCCCUAUCGGCAGCGUCCUCAUUGGACCCAAGGCCUUUAUCGAAAAGGCCAAGUGGUUCCGCAAACUCUUCGGCGGCGGCGUUCGUCAGUCGGGUUCUCUCGCCCUCGCCGCCUCGUAUGCCCUCGACACCCACCUGCCUCUCCUCCCUCGAGCGCACGCCCUCGCGACCCGCCUCGCGCACGGCCUCGUCGACCUCGGCGUCGCGCUCGAUUUGCCCGUCGAGACGGGCAUGGUCUGGAUCGACCCGACCCCGAUCGGCGCGACGAUGCUCGAGCUGCAGGAGCGGGCGAUGAGCGACAAGGGUAUCGUGCUCGGCGCGCCGAGGGGCCGAGUCGUCCUGCACUUCCAGGUCGACGACGGCGUGGUCGACGACUUGCUCGACGUCGUGCGGCGGCUCAAGGCGGCCAAGGUGGACGAUGCGCGCGAGUGGGAGGAGCGUGUCGGGCACGAGCACGUCGAGGCCGUCGGGCGCAGGAGCAGGAUGUUCGCCGAGGGCAGGUGGGAGGGCAGGAUCGAGGGUCCGAGGAGGUCGCUCCCGCAGUACGGCCGGGGGCAGAGUCGAGCAGCAUAG